Procambarus clarkii (red swamp crayfish) is the source of this 7938-nucleotide messenger RNA. The record is from RefSeq and is a predicted model, not a curated record. NCBI's taxonomy places the organism in Eukaryota, Metazoa, Arthropoda, Malacostraca, Decapoda, Cambaridae.
GCGUGAACCCUCCAGCAUGGCCUGCUGCUGACCGCACCGCCCGACAGUGGCCGCCCGAGCUCCUCUCCGCCAGGCCCCCGCCAUGCGGGUGGCGGCCACCAGCUGCAAGCGGAGGGUGGUCUCUCUUCUGCUGGUGCUCCUGCUGGCCCACCUGCUCCUGCUCCUGCUGCUCCGCCGCGGUGACCAGCCGCCCCCUGCUGCUGCCUCUGCUGCUCCUGCUGCUGGUGAAGCUGCACCGCCUCCUGCCCUCCCCCACACCAGGCUUCUUGGAAGCCCCAGGCCGGGGGAGUCACCGUGUGUGGGCGUGGGCGGAGGGACACCAUGGGCGUGGCAAGCGGUCUACACUGUUGUUAUUGAUGCAGGAGCCACAGCCACCCGCGCCCACGUCUUCUCCUUCAAUUACCUAAGUUUUUUUGUUAAUUUAAUAUUUAAUCUAUCUCUCCUUUACAUGCCGUUAUCAUCAAUGACUGCCAUGGAACCUCCCGUGACCCCGUGUGACCCCGCUGCUGCUGCUGCUCCUCCCACAGACAACACUUUCCUGCUGCAGAAAGAAGACUACUUUCAAGAGGACGACAGUCUUCUGCACUACGUCCACGCCCCCCAUCAGAUGCGCGCCCUGCUGGUACCUCUACUGAGGCGUGCCCGUGCCGUGGUGCCCGAAGAGUACGUCAAGCACACGCCUCUCAUCCUGCGCGCCACGCCCUCCCUGCGCCGCCUUCCCCGCGCCCACGCCACCAGACUCAUACACGGGGCCCGGAAAAUAGUGACGCGGACGCCGUUCAUGGUGAGGAGAGAACACGUCACCAUCAUGGCGGGUCACGACGAGGCGGCUGACCUGUGGCUGGCGGCGAACUUCCUUACUGGUCGCUUGUAUCAGAAUAAGAGCUUGCCACUGGCUACAGCAGAGCUGGGGGGCGGGACUCUCCAGGUGACUAUACCUCUGCCAGGCCCGCCAGAACACAUAAGAAGAGCUAUAGAAAAGAGAAGACAAGAGAGACUGAAACAAGGAGACAGAGAAGGCGGCGGUGGAAGGCUGAAGCCCGGUGACGGACACGAACUAAACGGCGAUAUAAAAAAGAAUGUAAAUAAUUCACCGCAAAAAUACCGUAGUGAUAAUGAUAACUGGAGUGACACGUCCGGUAGAGGGACGCCUCCGGGUGAUAAGAGAGGGGGCGAGGAUAAACAAGAGAAGAGGCAACACGGACGAGGGAAGGGGAAUGAUGGCGUGAAGAGUGAGGCAGAUAAUGGGGUGAGUGCAGCACGGGGAGGGACGAGGAGUGUUAGAGUGGCAGGUGAGGGGCAGGUGAGGGAGAUGGUGAUGAUGAGGAGAGGACAGGAGGUGGUGGAGAGAGGACGCAAGGAGGAGGAGGAGGAGAGAGGACAGGAAGAAGCGCAGGAGGCUAACCAAAACGAUAAAACAGAUGAGAGCGACUCUAGAAGAGUCUCCUCAACGCCAGCUCCUCCGAGUGCGACACACUUGAGUACAUCAAGUGCGACACACUUGAGUACAUCAAGUCUUCGCGUCCAAGAGCAUCAUCCUCACCGUCACCAAAGUGGCGCAGAAAUCCAAGAUAUCCACGAGAACCUUCAGACUAGCGAGGUAAGAUAUCAAAUAUAUAAUGGACUUAAUAGUCGAGAUAAUUUAAGUAAUUCUUCUGCUGGUGUGCGGCAAAACAUGAGCAGUCGAAGAAGAGGGGAACAGAGGAUAAAAGAAGAGAAUAGGCAAAGUGGGAGAGACUCGGAGAGUCCUCAGGCAGUGACAGGGGAUGAGACCAUCUCAGGAUUAACGCCUCGCUUACCAGGAGCAGGAAGGGACCAGGAAGGCCGAGAAGUAAAGGCAGAUAAAGGGGAACAAGAAGAACCACCUGGAAAAGCUGUUGUAAAUAAAAGCCGCAAACAGGAAGAACAAUAUUCAGGGAAGGACAGACAAGAAGAAACACCCGAAAGGUUAAAAGGAAGCUCGUCCAGCCUGCACGGCUCUCCAGGGAUAUCCAAGGGGAUUAGACAAGGGCAGCCGUGGACACAGGGAUCUCUGGAUGUAGCCCAAGACACAUGGGCCGUGAAGGAAGCCGACGAUUCCAUUGGCUCCAGCACCAGAGAAAGUCACUCACACCCUCGAGGAUGGAGACCUCUUCCUCGUGCGAACGCGUCACGAAUAAAAGUGCAAAGAAGGCGACAGAGAAAAGGACAUAAAAAAAUAAACCAAAAGAAACCAGAGAGAAGAAAAAAAGUAACGGAUCCCUACAUAGGCACUGGGGCAACAACUCCACCCGAGAUCGGUUUAACGAAUAAUAAUAAUACCAAUUCACCCAGACAUCCUUCAGCAACUCCACGUGCCACGUCUCCUCCUCCUUCCUCCCGAGAGGCGUUGACUGCAGCUGCACGGGAAGCACGGCGAGGAUCACCAGAGGAUAAUCACAGAUCCCAUGGGAUGAGCACUACAACUGCAACAUGGGAUGAGGGAGUCCAGCUAGACCGUCAUACUAGUCUUGUCAAUACGCUACACACUGACUCGCUCCCAGCACGAACACAUUCUCUCAACAGCAAUCACAAUCAAAGGGCUGCAGAAUCUCCAAGCAUCACCUGGCAGGACAGCGAAAGAAGCCACAGGAAGGAUCCCAGAAAAGGAAGAUCUCAGGAGAGAAAAACAACGGCACAUGAAAUGGGUUCGACGACGUCCGAACCCCCGAGGGGACGUCAGGGUGAUGUGGUGAUUAUUGGAGGAACCUCACACGCUUCACACCACACCACGGAGGGUGAUAGCGUCAUUGCAUAUUUAAAAGGAACUGAAGAGAGAGAUAAUCGUGGAGAGAGAAACGAAAUGAGGUCCUCUAAGGGUGGGACAGUGAGGGAAACUGGGAAGAAAGACCUGAAUGACAACACGACGAUAAACGAAGAGAAGAGAGGUAAUGAAAAGAAUGAAGACAGAAACCUAAGAAGAAAAAGAAGAAAAUAUGGAUAUCGCAGUGGACGAAGAACUCACUAUGACAGACGACAAGAAAGACAGCAGCACAUUGCAAAUAUAAGGCCUGCUGGAUGGGGACUUCAAGACACACGACCUCCAGAAGUGCUCAACUCGACCCGCAUUCACACUCCUCAGGAAGUAAGGCCAACAAUAAGAGCCAGCGAAGCAGCAGCAGCAGCAAGGAAGAGGCCAGAUGGGUUUACACGUCGCCGAGCUUCCAGGCGGGGACAGGGAAGGCUGAUGUCCCCGAACACCCGCAAACAUUCUCACACAAUAAACAGAAACAACAAUCAUUAUUCACUGAAGCCAUCAGGUGGAGCAACUCCUGUCUUGGGAGAUGGCCAGAUGCGAUUACCGCCGGGAAUGAAGGGUCCACAACACGAAGGGACUGAACAUCAAUCUAAAUCCCUCGCGGGAAAAAACAGAAAGCGCCAAGCUGAAAAUUCUUUACAAAUAGAGUGGAGUGUGAGAGGAGGAGGACAAGCCUUGUCACUCGGGGUACCAGCAAAUGACGUCAUCAUCGUCGACGUCGACGCUCAAGAAAAUAAAAAACUGGCCAAAUUCUCAGAUUAUUCCAUGAAGUCAGACACUCGGCAGCAUCCUCGUCGUCUGCGUCACUACCGUCGCCUUCACCGACGCUGGAAAACAUUACAGGGACGAAAGGCAAGGGGCAACACGAGGGCUCAACAAAAGAAGUUUUAUGAACCACAUCGGUUUUCAGGCCCCGCCGAGGGUAGAGAAUCAGCCACGCGAAGAAAAAGCGAUCGAAGAAACAGAAGACAAUUAGCUAAUCCGUUUCUUGUGGCAAGUGAAUGGCCAGAUAACCUCCAGAACCGCUAUUUCACUGGGCACCUCUCAACAUCUCCCCACACAAGGAAGCAGAAGCUGAAAGCGAGGAAAGACAUUAAGGAAUCAUUGGAAUAUAAAAAACUAGCAAAAAAGAAAGACAUUAACACACGAUUAAAUCAGAUACUAAAGCACAGGAGAAAGCGUGAGACGAUGGGAGAAUCUCGCGACAAAUCCCAGCAAAUACCUCGAAAUGCAAGAGGCUGGAGAAAUGUCAGCAAAUCUGCCCGAGAAAAGAAGGGGGAUCUAAGGUGUAAAGAGCGGGAAGCCCUUGCCUUGAUAAAGGAACAUCGUGGAACCAAGGAGAAAUUAAAGGAAUCUAGCAAACCGGGAGAGCACUGCCAGAACACUGAGAGCCUACCAUGGAUGGCGGAGAUGGCUGGUAGCAGCUGCAAUGACUCGAAAGGAUACACCAACCAAAGCCUCCUCCAUCCCCCGGUAGAAGCACCUCAAGGGACGACGCCGCACACCUCUCCGGAGAAUCGUCGCCAGAACAAAACAGUGCUUAUAGGUAAUGGGGCAGGCGCCGCGAUGAGCGACCAUAGAACAAGACGAGAACUGAGAAAUCUCUUCGAUGCUCCCAACAUCACAUACCGCUGCUCGCCUUUACAUAAAUACUGGCUCUUCGCCUCCAGCGUGCCUAUGGGUGUUUACCCCGUGCGAGUAAAGGUGCUGCAGCGUGGGAGCCUCAUCCGUCUGGGCCCCGGCCCCGCGGGAGUCCCCGGGGAAGCUGGCCCCACCACCCUGCCCCCGCCCACCACCACCCACCACCGCUCCGAUAUCCCACCUGAGGAAGAAUACACAGAGCUUAAUAAUAACACCAGCGAUGCUGACCCACAGCCUCAGCCUACACGCUCUAGCAGCGCCUCUCCCUCUACUCCAUCAAGCACCUCCAGUGCCUCCCCCAAGGGGCCCCCGACGCCUCCCAGGCCUCCACACACUCCGCCGAUGAGAAUAACCAGCAAGUGGAUGGAGGAGACGUUGGCGAAGGUUAAGACUGUGGUGGACUCAAUCCUUCAGUCAAUAGGAUCGGCAAGGGACGAGCAAGAGAAGAAGAGGGACGAGAGACUUAGAAAUGUUACUGUAAAUAAAGGAGGGAGGCUAGGAAGAAGAGGAGACACCGAAGAUGUGCCUCAACAAGAACGCUUCGCAGGGAGAAGGGAGAGAGCGAGAAGGAUAAAGGAUAGACAAAAUAGUAGAAGGACGGGACUAGUGGAAACACCGAAUGAAGCUGCCGACGGGGAGAAAGAUAAUGGUGCUGAUAGGGACGACAUCAAUAGUCCGGAGGAGAAGAAUGGUGACAGGGGAAGAGAAGGGGAAACGGAAGGUGAAGGAAGAGGAGCUUCACCAGACAAGGCUGGAAUGAGUGGUGAUGUAGAGAAGAGUGGAGGAGACACGGUCGGGAAGCCUAGCAGCUACAACAACAGGCUGGGUUACAACGUGAAGCCCGCGAGGGGCACUGGGACUCCCGUCCACUCCAGUACCAGCUGGCGAAGACAACCAAAGAAUCGCCGAGGUUCUAUACUAGGUGCUCAGGACGAAUCUAAAACUAUUUCCGGGUUAAGUUACGAUAAUGUAAAUAGGUCUAGUGACGACAGUACAUCUAGAGCAUUGACUAACAGCAGCAUGACAUCUGACAGUGAUAGCUUUUCUAGUUCUGAAAGUGACAGUUCCCCUAGACCCGAAAGUAAUAUAAAAUUGAAUAAUAGAAAUACUUCAAGAACUGCUGAUCACAAUAUUACUUACUCUGGUAACACAAGUUCUGCCAGUGACGUGGCUCAGAGUAGAAGUUUCUAUAAAUUAAGUAGUCAAAGUGAAUCUAAUGGUGAUAAUGCCACAGUUUCUAGUAGAAACAAACAAAGUGCUGUUAGCCACGAUGGUGGACUAUUUUCUGCCAGAAAAAGUUCCUCUUUUUUCAGCGUUAAAGGCAGCGGGGGCGGGACCGUCGCUGCUAUUAAUAGUAGUAGUAGUAGUAUUAGUAGAAGUAGUAGUAGUAAUAAUAAUAAUAAUUCGACUGCACCUGCCACAGAGCUCAAUGAAGACAAACAGUUGCCACUGGGUACCGACCCAUCGUCCCUUGAUAAUACUAAUAAAGCAAGAGCUGUGGAUAGUGAAGCCAAGCCCUCCAAACAAGCCAUCUCCUCAGUCACAGACCUCCUCUUCACCGUUCCCAACGAGAGAGUUAUUAAGCCUGAGAAGAACAGCGAAGUUCAAAGCGAAAUAAAAUCUACUGAGAAAUUAAUCCGGACCUCCUUAGAGGGUCUGUUGUUCCGUGUUCCCGACGGUGGCAGUAGGCAGCCUCCAAGGGAAGGCGCCGACACGGCCACUGCAACCAACGUUGAAGGGACCUCGACGGACGCUGCUACUUCGUCAGGCGCACCACAGGUACACAAGCUGAGUGGUCCCCAUGCCAGCGUGGCUACCGCUAGCACAAGCGUCAAUGAUCACUCAAGUGGCACCUUAGGGGAGAAAACCAGUCAAAGCGAACGAACUGACAGUUCGACAACCUCACGACCGGGACUAAUAAAUGAUUUAGCCUACCAGGCAAAAAAUAAUAUAGAAAACGAGGUGCCAUCUUCUACCACAGAAAAUGAAAUGUUGUGGGGGGACUCUGCGGGACAGAACCUCGAUCACAUGUUGCGUACCACCUGUCUUCCAGUUGGCUCGAUCGGCAGGUUCAAAGUUGAGGACGUGACCUACCUGGUGACGGGCAUGGGUGCGGGUGCAGGCGCCGAGGACUGCUGGAGAGAGGUCACGGACGUGGUCAAGACGCACAUAAGGCUGCCCCCUCUCAACCACACAACACUACUUGCAACAACCGCCUUUUAUUUUGUGGCUGCCAGCGCUAAUUUGAUUGAGCCGAAUAUGGCCUAUGGUUUCGUACGGGUUGGACAGUUCCGAGUGGCAGCCAAUAUCAUGUGCGCGCGCGAGCCCCGCCUGCUGCCUGACCCGCUGGCCUGCCUCGACUACCAGUAUGUGGCUGCGCUUCUUACCCACGGCCUCCACCUCGCCGACGACACAGAGAUACUGGUGUGUGAGAAAAUCCAGGGGUUCCGCCUGGGCUGGGCGCUCGGGGCAGCGCUCGACUACCUCCAGACUCACUGAACAGCGGCAGAAGCGGCAGCAGCAGCAGCGGUGACGGCUGGCUCCAACCAACCUGCAGGAGCCCUCGGACUUUGCCAUGGUCGCAUUUCGACGCCCGGGUACAUCACCGUCAACUCCCACGCACCCUGUGAGGUCACUGUCAGCACAACGGGUGAAAGCCGUCACUGUCAGGUCACUGUCACUUUCAGUGAAAGGUCAUUGUCAGCACAGCCUUCCGAAAUCUCCUUAGCUUCCGCUAGUCAAAGGAGGUUUCCCUGAAGAAGCUGGGUGAGGCAGCUCCUAGCUUUCAAAACAAAAUAAAGUUUAAGAUUUUCCACACCAUUCUACAAUAUAAUUGAAUAAGGUCCUCAAAAACUUCCAGAACCCAAAAAUGUUGUUGUCAUCAGUAAGCUUCUCAGUUCGAGAUCUGUGCUGUGUUAAAGUGAACCCAAGGUGGAGAAAAAAGGGAAUAGGUUCUCAAAUUGUUCAAAAUGAACUAGAGGGCAUAGCAGGGUCGGUCCUCGUUGUGGGGGCCUCCUGGUACGACCCGAGAUGAAAUUCUUGGUACCUCUACAUUUUGGAAUGGAACAAAAUUCAAGGACUGUAAGAGAGUUAAAUUUAGACAUCUUCACCACCGUUCCCAUUGUGAUAGAGACCAACAUGGCGCCAUUGACGCUAGCAGGAAGUAACCCCCAAGUGUGGUAAUCUCCAUGAGUACACACAUCACCAGAAUUAAGAGGUUCAGGUCACUAGACAUGAGGGGACGAGGUCACCUCAACCCACGUCAGAGAAAACAUAUGUUACCAUAGUUAUAGGUUACCAUUGAAUAUUUCUGGCUCCCGUUAUCACCAUGGUCAUGGUCAUAUUCACUAGGCCGUAGUACUCAUUCACCUUCACGCACAGCCACUCACUAUCGCACCAGCUGUCAUGUUCCCACUCGCCACACCUCGUCAUCUUCCUCGCCUCAUUACCUAACAUAUAAUUAUCUGUACCUGUCACGACCCUUCAGCCUCCGCCUCUAUCUACACCAACGUCGAACACCA